CCUUUCUUGGCGCACAGCCGCAUCGUGGAUCCCACACUGGGCAGCAGCUCGGCGAGACGUAAUCUUGGACCGCAACACUGCGUUGCCAGCCUGGAAGCUUCCUCUCCUUGAGCACCGUUUGCUGCAUUUGCUGCGCAGGACGAAAAGGUGGAAGCUGCGCGCAGCAGCAACAAUCUCAAACAAUGGCCAACCAAACCCCGGCCGUUGUCAUGGACAACGGCACGGGAUUCUCCAAGCUAGGUUUCGCCGGCAACGACUCGCCUUCCUUCGUCUUCCCGACAGCGAUUGCGACCAAGGGGCCUGCAGGCGGCAGCGGUGGCUCGGGUUCCGGCCGCCCCGCCGUUGCGAACAAGCCGUCCUUCCUUACUGGCGGAGCUGGUCCAACAGGCCAUCUAUCGGCAAAGCGUGGGACGGAGGACCUCGAUUUCUUCAUCGGUGACGAGGCGAUCAAUGCUGCCUCCGGACCCGGCUAUGGACUACACUAUCCGAUCCGGCAUGGGCAGAUCGAGAACUGGGAUCACAUGGAGAGAUUCUGGUCCAACUCUAUCUUCAAAUACCUCAGGGUCGAGCCCGAGGACCACUACUUCCUACUCACGGAGCCGCCGCUGAACCCACCGGAAAAUCGGGAAAACACAGCUGAGAUCUUUUUCGAAUCCUUUAACUGCGCCGGUCUCUACAUUGCCGUCCAAGCCGUGCUGGCGCUCGCUGCCUCGUGGACAUCAUCCAAGGUCACCGACAGGUCUCUCACAGGCACGGUUAUCGAUUCCGGUGAUGGUGUCACGCACGUCAUCCCGGUGGCCGAGGGCUACGUUAUCGGCUCGUCCAUCAAGUCCAUCCCCAUCGCCGGCCGCGACAUUACCUAUUUUGUCCAGUCUCUCCUCCGAGACCGCGGCGAACCCGACUCGUCGCUCAAGACGGCGCAAGAGAUCAAAGAGGAGUACUGCUACGUCUGCCCGGACAUCGUCAACGAGUUCGGCAAAUACGACCGUGACCGCAGCCGGUUUCUGAAGCACGUCGUGGCGCAACCGGGCGGUCGCCAGGUGACCGUCGACGUCGGCUACGAGCGCUUCCUCGCCCCCGAGAUCUUCUUCAACCCCGAGAUCUACUCGUCCGAUUUCCUCACCCCGCUCCCCGUGGUCGUCGACGGCGUCAUCCAGUCGUCCCCCAUCGACGUCCGCCGCGGCCUCUACAAGAACAUUGUGCUCUCGGGCGGCAGCACGCUCUACAAGGACUUUGGCCGCAGGUUACAGCGCGACAUUAAGCAGCUCGUAGACGCCAGGAUCCGCCAGAGCGAGCUGCGCAGCGGUGGAGCAAAGAGCGGAGGGCUGGAGGUGCAGGUUAUCACGCACAAGCGGCAGCGGCACGGCCCCUGGUUUGGCGGGAGCUUGCUUGGCCAGACGCCCGAGUUCCGCUCGUACUGCCACACCAAGGCAGAGUACCAAGAAUACGGCCCGGGCAUCGUGCGGAGAUUUGCCCUGCUGGGAGGGCCUGGGGGUUCUUAGGACGGCUCGGUGAUGUCGUUGGAGAAAGGCAAGCGAUCUUUUACGGGGAGAGAGCGCGGUAGAACUUCUGGGGGACGGCGCCCAAAACAGAUAGGAAUGUUGAACCGGCAUGAUGUGACACCUUUCUUCUGGCGA
Messenger RNA from Chaetomium strumarium, 1637 nucleotides. RefSeq names its product actin family. Gene Ontology annotation, cellular component: Arp2/3 protein complex; actin cortical patch. Lineage: Eukaryota; Fungi; Ascomycota; Sordariomycetes; Sordariales; Chaetomiaceae. The coding region runs from base 183 to 1502 and encodes 439 amino acids. Gene Ontology annotation, molecular function: actin filament binding. The transcript is spliced from 7 exons. Gene Ontology annotation, biological process: Arp2/3 complex-mediated actin nucleation. The record is from RefSeq and is a predicted model, not a curated record.